Molecule: messenger RNA, 2129 nt
Organism: Scophthalmus maximus (turbot)
Lineage: Eukaryota; Metazoa; Chordata; Actinopteri; Pleuronectiformes; Scophthalmidae
Gene: fezf2
Product: FEZ family zinc finger 2
Exons: 4
Coding region: 237-1538 (433 amino acids)
Cellular component (GO): nucleus
Source: RefSeq, a predicted model, not a curated record
UGCAAAUGCGUGACAGUGUGACAGCAAGGUGCUUAUUAAACUGACGGGUCCUCCUGUCCUUUUUCUAUACGGGGGAGCUCAGGAGAGUGAAAGGACGCGGGGCAGCAGGAGGAGCGGGUCGGACUACAGCGCGUUGCUGCUCACACCAAGUUCUGCUCUGCGGCCGCGAACACAACAACAACAACAACAACAGCAACAACAGCAACAACAGCAGCAGCAGCAGCAGCAGCAGCAGCAUGGCAAGUUCUGCCUCACUGGAGACGGUGAUGUCCUGCGGUAGGACCGGGCCGACCGCGGCCCCCAAGUCGCUGGCCUUCUCCAUAGACCGGAUCAUGUCCAAGAGUGCGGAGCCGAAGGUGUGCGCGGAGGAGCGCGCGGAGGGCAGGAAGCUGCUGGGACUGUGCUGCCCGAUCCCCUGCAUGAUCCCGCUGCAGCCCUUCGGCUACGACCUGCAGGCCAAGGCGCUGAUGAACUACUCCGAGCUGUGGAGGGCCAGCUUCAGGGGCACUUUCUGCGGCUCCGCGGCCGCCCCGUGCAAGGGGAACUGCGGCAUGUGCGCGAAAGCGGAGCCGAGCCCCAAGCAGCCGCCGCUGACGCCGGCGAGCCGGGUGGUGAAGCCGCAGGUCGUGCACCAGGCCAUGGCCGUGCCCGGCAGCGGCUCGCUCUACUAUCUCAACUACCUGGACUCUGCGUACCAGCAGUCGGAACUGCUGGCCGGACACUGGGUCUCCAGCCCGCAGGCCCAGGCCUCGCUGUCGGCGCACCACAGACUCUUGCUGCUGGAGAACGCCAAGCUGGCCGGCGUCGGCGCCGACAAGGUGCCCACGCCGCAGUACCCGCACAAGGAGCACCUGCCGGGGCAGCUGGACCAGAUCGUGAAGGAGAACCACGGCCUGGGCGCGGAGAAGAGCGGCGCCAAGGCGCACGGCAAACUGAGCGGCGGCGGCGGCGGCGGCGGCGGCGCGGACGGGAAGCCCAAGAACUUCACGUGUGAAGUGUGUGGAAAGGUGUUCAACGCGCACUACAACCUGACGCGGCACAUGCCGGUGCACACCGGCGCGCGGCCCUUCGUGUGCAAAGUGUGCGGCAAAGGGUUCCGACAGGCCAGCACGCUCUGCAGGCACAAGAUCAUCCACACGCAGGAGAAGCCUCACAAGUGCAACCAGUGCGGGAAGGCGUUCAACAGGAGCUCGACGCUCAACACGCACGUGCGGAUCCACGCCGGGUACAAACCAUUCGUCUGUGAGUUCUGCGGGAAAGGCUUCCACCAGAAAGGAAACUACAAGAACCACAAGUUGACCCACAGCGGGGAGAAGCAGUACAAGUGCUCCAUCUGCAACAAGGCCUUCCACCAGGUCUACAACCUGACCUUCCACAUGCACACGCACAACGACAAGAAGCCCUUCACCUGCGCCACCUGCGGCAAGGGCUUCUGCCGCAACUUCGACCUGAAGAAGCACAUCCGGAAGCUGCACGACAGCAACGUCUUCGCCGCCGCCGCCGCCGCCACGGACGCCUCCAGGCAGCUGCAGAGCUGAGGAGCCCCCGCACCUCGGAUUGUGUUGUGAGGGCCCCUGGAAAAAGACUGGCCCAUGUCCCGCGCUCGGGGGGGGGGGGGCCCUGUCGGACAGAGACGGGGAGACGGUGGGGUCGGACACGAGCCCUGAACCGGAACUUAACUUCAACCAGAGAGGAAGAUACAACAUCACACACUUGAGACUGGUCCCACACUGUAGGAACAUUAUAGUGAUUGUUUUCUUCAUUUUGAUCUCAUCCUGUAUCGUUUCACGCAUCACACACGGACCAAUCCUCUCCAUCUGGAAAUGUAAAUAAUAGGUUAUGGAAAUUUAAAAAUAAAUGCUAUUUAAAAUGUGAAUCUUCUGCGGGGGACGCAUCGCCGCGUUGUGUGUGUGUGUGUGUGUGUGUGUGUGUGUGUGUCACAGAAAAAGAAAACUGUCAAUGUGAAUGAGUAAGUUAUAACUUAUAAUGAAAAACUGAAUGUUUGAGCCAUGUUGUUUCCAUUUUUUUUUUAAAUAAAAAACUUUACAAUGGAAGUUGUACCGACUACAUUUAAAGACCUCUUUUUUCAGCUCGCUGGUGCAAAACAUGGCAACAUAUUAUUAAUAAAG